Molecule: messenger RNA, 3978 nt
Organism: Haliotis rubra (blacklip abalone)
Lineage: Eukaryota; Metazoa; Mollusca; Gastropoda; Lepetellida; Haliotidae
Product: zinc finger-containing ubiquitin peptidase 1-like
Biological process (GO): regulation of gene expression
Cellular component (GO): nucleus
Source: RefSeq, a predicted model, not a curated record
UAGAGAAAAUCCCUUUUAGUGCGUAUGUUCCAACACAUCCUCAUAGAUUAAAAAUUAUAAUGCUGUCGAGAAGAGGGUUCUCCACCAUGCCGGUGUCAGGGAAUGAAUCUGAUAUGUAAAGAGCAGGAGAGUUUGUCUUAUACUCUCACUGAAAUGGCUGAGGGGAGAGUUGGCAACACCAUGGAAUCUGAUAACAAGGACAGUACAUUCACCUGCAUCCUGUGUGGGAAGGAGUUGUCGGAAGGUGAAAUGAAGUUCCAUAUUAUGGUAGAACACAUUGAGGAAAAUGUCUGCUGCCCGUUUUGUGACCAGAACUGUCUCACUCCUGAGAAGCUGAACUGUCAUAUAAACGAUGAACAUAUGGAUUUGCUCAGUCCUGUAAAUCGGGACUCUGAUGAGUUUCCUGAGUCCAGUGACGCCAAUGGAGAAAUGGUCAUAGAUAGUUCAGACACAGAGUUUGAUAAUAAUGAAACUUCAAAGAUUAUCAUCAACUGUGUGAAUGACAGUGAGAGUUCAGAUCAAGGAAACCUUCAUGAAGAUGGAAGCAGAAGGAUUGUAAAACAAAAUGAAAAAAACAUAGAAUCCAGUCAGAUAAAUUCACAAGGUGAUGUCACAUCAAAAACUGAUGUUAAACGUUCAAAGCUUUACUUAGAUGUACCAAAGUCUUUCAAUGGUGCUCAACAGCGCCGAAACAAGUCUUCAGAUGGUUCUGAGGACAUCCAGGCUGCACCAGUUGUCUCCCUUGCCACACCUGAUCACACGUUUCACUGUCCAAUCUGCAGUUACAGCACUGGUUCGGAGGUGUUGAUACAGCAGCAUGUCAACAGUGAGCACCGAGAUAUCCUCAGCCCAAUGAAAGCACAGGACCAAUCUACAUCGGAAGACAAAUAUGAUAUGCUGUAUUCUUGUCCAAUCUGCGGAAUGAGUUUUGAUACUCCACGGACACUAGAACUGCAUAUCAACUCCAAACAUGUUGAUAUUUUGAGUCCAAAUAGUAACAAGCACAAGCCACCGACACCAGGUGCCCAGUCAGCAAGUUCAGGGGAGAAUGGUGACCUGUUGUACUGUCCGGUGUGUGACCAGGAGUUUGGGGACACCAUCACUCUGUCUGCACAUGUCGAUGGCCAUUUCUCAGCAGAGCAGACACCAGUGGCCGAGAUGUCUGAUGCCCUCCUUGCAGAAGAGCUACAACGAUGUGAGACAGCAUCAGUGAGUCGGGAGAAGAAAGAUUUCAAGAUGCUUCAGGCGAUGUAUGGAAUGGACGAGAAGGCCAGCUACAAGCAGCAGUACGAGAAGAGUCUGGAACGAGCAGUGUGGAAGGGGGAUCUCACCAUCUCUGAGUUCUACCAGCAGAAGACUCGGUUACAAGCCAGUGAUAUGAACGGAGUGGAUGACGGACAUUCCUGUACCAGAGGCAUAAUCCCUCACCUUCAGCAGUUCUAUAGGAAGUGCCCUGGCUUUGUCAAUCAGGCCUGGCUCUGCUCUUCUGUCGACCAUUACAGUGGUUCCUAUGGUGACAAGGGCUGGGGCUGUGGCUACCGUAACCUACAGAUGCUUUUAUCUUCCCUUUCAUCAGACCCAAACUUUUGUAAAGUUCUCUUCAAUGGUCGCCCACUUAUCCCGUCCAUCCCCAAGAUCCAGCGUCUGAUCGAGGCAGCCUGGGAGAAGGGUUUCGACAAGCAGGGCUGCGAGCAGCUCGGGGGGCGUGUUGCCAACACCAGAAAGUGGAUAGGUGCCACAGAGAUUGUGGCCACUCUGUCUUCCCUCAAGAUGAAAUGUCAGUUGAUCGACUUCCAUUCACCAUCUGGCCCUGAUGGGACACACCCAAAGCUGUUUCAGUGGGUGAAGGAAUACUUCAGCCGUCCUGGCGCCUUCAAGCCCCCUCUCUAUCUCCAGCACCAAGGUCACAGUCGGACAAUUGUAGGCUAUGAGGAAAUGCGGGACAAAACUGGGCGUCUACUUAUAUUUGAUCCCAGCACUCCUAAGAAACAGAUGAUUCAGUUCACUGGCUUCAUCAAUGGCAACAUGAUGAGAACUCUUCGUCGCAACAUCAACGGACUCCGAGCCAAGCAGUACCAGCUAGUUGCAGUAGUAGCUGUGUUGUCUGACAAGGAGUAUGAGGAGAGUAAAGUAAUGAAGUCGGAGCGAAUUAGUUGAGAGUUAUCUCCCUUAGAGGCGCUUCACAAGUAUAUUAUUUAGCAGAAAUCAACUGCUGCCUCCUGUCUAUGCACAAGAUGUCCGAGUGUGUGAGAAUAUCCAUCUGUCAUCAUCCACAUUCAUCAUAGAGGAACUUUCAGUAGUCAAACAGCCGGGCAUGACAGUAGUAUAUUACAGAUGUCUCUCAAAGUAUACAUAUCUGGUACUGAAACAAAUGAGGCUGCCAGGCAGAAUCAGCCUGACAAAGACAUUUUCAGGGAAACUAGAAGUUUAAAGGGGCAUCAGAAAAGUUGAAUUUAUUAUUAAAGCAACAGUUCAUUUAUUUAACUCCAAGUUGUAAAAUACUAGAAGUUAAAGAACACCUGAUUGUUUUGUAUUAGUGAGUUAAUCUGUCAUACCUGGACAUUUUAACUAUAGAAAUAGGAAACAAUGAAAGACAUGGGUGUUGUUUAACUUCUCUUACAUGGCAUAUAUUGUUCCAGUUGUAAUCGGGGCAGUGGGGUAGCCUAGUGGUUAAAGCGUUCGCUCGUCACGCCGAAGACCCGGGUUCGAUUCCCCACAUGGGUACAAUGUGUGAAGCCCAUUUCUGGUGUCCCCCGCCGUGAUAUAGCUGGAAUAUUGCCAAAAGCGGCGUAAAACUGAACUCACUCACUCCAGUUGUAAUUGAUUACGCAAAUAGGACAAUGUGUAAGUACAGACUAAAAACUGGCUUGAAACCUAGGAGUCCCUCGCUAACAGAAAAUAUAUCUUAGGUCAGGGGGCGGUGGGGUAGCCUAUUGGUUAAAGCGUUCGCUCGUCACAAUGAAGAUCUGGGUUCUAUUCCCUGCGAUGAUAUUGCUGUAAUAUUGCUAAAAGGGGCAUAAAACUAAACUCACUUACUCACUCUUAGGUCAGUGUUCAUGUCUGGUAGAUGAACCUGCUCUGUGGUAUCAGCCUGCUCUGUGGUAUCAGCCUCCAUUCUGUUCUAAAUUGAAACAAACUUGUGUUAGAUUUAGCACAUUAAAAAUAGCAUUCUGAAAUGAUAAUUUAUAAACUUCCCAUUUACCUUUUUCAAUGAUGUUGUGAAAGGGACCAGUUCAAAAGUUUGAUGUGGUAUGUAAAUCUUUAUUCCCCAUUUAUAGUUGUGAAAGAUGUGGGAUGUAAAUCUUUAUUCCCCAUUUAUAGUGGUGAAAUAUGUGGGAUGUAAAUCUUUAUUCCCCAUUUAUAGUUGUGAAAGAUGUGGGAUGUAAAUCUUUAUUCUUCAUUUAUAGUGGUGAAAUAUGUGGGAUGUAAAUCUUUAUUCCCCAUUUAUAGUGGUGAAAUAUGUGGGAUGUAAAUCUUUAUUCCCCAUUUAUAGUGGUGAAAGAUGUGGGAUGUAAAUCUUUAUUCUUCAUUUAUAGUGGUGAAAUAUGUGGGAUGUAAAUCUUUAUUCCCCAUUUAUAGUGGUGAAAGACUAUGGCCUGCAAUGCAAGCUUUGGAAUAAAAUCUACCUGAUUUCUUAAUGUUUUACAUGGUAACUAAACUAAGCAAAGACACCAAUCAUUUUUCACCACAAGCUCGUAAACUCUGUCAGGUUGAACUGAGACAAAUAUACUUAAGCACCUCUGGUAUUGUAAACUGUAAACCAAAAGUCACAGUGUCCUGUAAUAUGAUUGGUUGAAAAACAUGAUCGAAUGGUAUUUGAUUCCCGGAAAAUGCAAGACCAUUCAAUGCGUAUUGAUACGUACAAACAUCGCACACACCAUUGUAUUGUUACGUUGUCAGCAGUGGUGACGUCAUUCAAAUCACAUUGUGACGUAAAGUCCGAAUGACGUCACAAAUGAGCAGUUCCAGAUGCUACCA